CAAAGCUGCAGACCAAACGCACCAAAGUCCCUGCAAACCCCCCCCCCCAGUCCUGCACACAUUCAGACGCAGAGCCAGGAGCUCUUCACAGAACCAAACAGCUGAGCUUUUCCGCUGGUGGGGGUGUUUCUGGGGGACGUUGUGGUUUUUUUUUUUUCCUCUGGAGGAGAAAGAGGCUGAUGCUGUUGUUCAUUCACUGGGAACGUAGCGAGUGAGGAUCCAUCUCUCAGCCUCCCAGCUGCUGCCGCUGCGCUCACAGCCUGGAGUUUAAACCUGGACACACCUGAGCUCCCCCUGGUGGCGACUGCUGUUAACCAAACAGUGUUGAGACUGAACCAUGCGGAUCCUCCUCCUGCUUUGCCUUCUGACGCUUGGCCACACCAAACCCUACCGGCAUGUGGACGUCAUGGAGCUCAUGAAAAACAACGACCUCAUGAUGGCAGAUUGGAAUGACGAUGACGAUAAUGACGACGACGAUGAAGAUGACGACGAUGAUGAUUACGAUGAUGACGACUGCCCAGCUAACUGCCGCUGCUCACCAGGAGUGCUGCAGUGCUCUGAUCAGGGUCUAAUUUCUGUUCCUGAGAAGAUUGCUGAAGACACGCUGAUGAUCGACCUGCAGAACAACGACAUCACCGAAAUCAAGGAGGACGACUUUAAAGGCCUCAACAGGCUUUAUGGUCUGUUUCUGAUCAACAACAAGAUCUCCAAGAUUCACCCCCAAGCCUUCAGGAACAUGGAGCGCCUGAAGCUGCUCUACCUGUCCUACAACCUGCUGACGGACAUCCCGGCCAACCUGCCUCCCAACGUCAUCGAGCUGCGCUUCCACGAGAACAACAUCAACCGCAUCCAGAAGGAGGCCUUCAAAGGCCUCAGGAAGCUGCACGUGUUGGAGCUGGGAGCCAACCCUCUGGCCAACAGCGGCAUCGAGCCGGGAGCCUUCGACGGCCUCGCCACGCUCUACAUCGGAAUAGCAGAGGCCAGACUGACGGCGGUGCCUAAAGACCUCCCGUCCUCCAUCACUGAGCUGAGUCUGGACUACAACAAGAUCUCCAAGGUGGAGGUGGAGGACUUCAAGAGAUAUAAAAACCUGCAGAGGUUAGGACUGGGCUUCAACCACAUCCGGUCGGUGGAAAACGGCAGCCUGGCCAGCAUCCCCAACAUCCGGGAGGUCCAUCUGGACCACAACCGCUUGAAAAGGGUCCCGCCGGGCCUGGGCUCCCUGCGCUACCUCCAGGUGAUUUUUCUGCACAGCAACAAAAUCAGCACCGUGGGAUACAACGACUUCUGUCCCAGGUCUGCCAGCGAGAAGAAGAACCUGUACGGCACCAUCAGCCUGUUCGCCAACCCGGUGAAAUACUGGAACAUUCAGCCGGCCACCUUCCGCUGCGUGGCCAACCGGCGGGGCAUCCAGCUCGGGAACUUCAGGAGGAAGUAGAGCGAGACGGCGGCGGCUCAGAAACAGACCCAACAUCCUCAUGACAGAAGGAGAUUAAAAAAGGAGACGAAAUAAAUCCCUAGGCAGUAAACUGUCUCAAAUUAGAUUGAUCUUUCAUUAUAUUCACAUAUAUUAAAACUACAGGAGAUGCUGUUGAUGGUUGGUGGUUUAUUCUGAUAAAUGUUCACUCUUCAGUCAUAAGCUAACAGCAGGGAGUGUUUACUGCAACUACAGGAACGAUCAAUAUAAUACCGUCACUGCUUUCAGAGGGGAUGGGGGGGGGGCAUAUUUGUCUUAUUAUGAAAACCACUCUGUUCUUUUAUUAUCUUUAAAUAAAAUUGCUUUUAGUUCUUUUCCUUCUGGUUCGGAUGGGAUCCAGCUGAUGUGUUUUUGUUGUCUCUGUAAAACUUUGUAAAAACCUCUUUUGUUGAACAUUUUUAAUGUUGGGAUGUUAUAAUUUUCUACAGAAGACUAAAACUGUAACAGACCAGGUGUUUAAAUGUUGCUUUUCCCCUCCUGGAGGCGGCGCUGAGUGGAUGUUGUACGUAAUCUCUCUGCAUGCUUGUGUCGUCAGUAUUUAGAGGCUGAAGUCGGUUCGGAG
Messenger RNA from Fundulus heteroclitus (mummichog), 2039 nucleotides. RefSeq names its product asporin (LRR class 1) (gene aspn). The coding region runs from base 338 to 1438 and encodes 366 amino acids. The record is from RefSeq and is a predicted model, not a curated record. Gene Ontology annotation, molecular function: protein binding. NCBI's taxonomy places the organism in Eukaryota, Metazoa, Chordata, Actinopteri, Cyprinodontiformes, Fundulidae. The transcript is spliced from 8 exons.